AUGGAGAAUCUAAUUAAUCUCCUCAACAAACUACAGAAGGCAUGCACAGCCCUAGGCGACUUCGGUGAAGAAUCCUCUCUUCCUACUCUCUGGGACACCUUGCCUACAAUCGUCGUCGUCGGUGGUCAGAGCUCUGGAAAAUCAUCUGUGUUGGAGAGUGUAGUUGGCAAGGAUUUUUUGCCUUGUGGUUCUGGAAUUGUCACUCGGCGUCCUCUUGUUCUACUACUUCAUAAGAUCGAAGAAGGAAAAGAAUAG
Messenger RNA from Lactuca virosa, 255 nucleotides. Lineage: Eukaryota; Viridiplantae; Streptophyta; Magnoliopsida; Asterales; Asteraceae. The record is from the annotation of a GenBank genome assembly.